CCCAAUAUUAUUCCUAGAGUUUGCAUUUACAAAAAUAUGACCAAAUCUGACAUUCACAAAAUUGUGCUCAGUCUCUAUCGCCCGCACACCGCAUCGCUACCUUAGCUUCAGCAUCAUCUUCAUCGCACAUACGCUGAUACGCAUCCCCAUAGCCGCCAGUCACCUCUGCGGUGCCCCUCCCGCCAAACGUCUCUGGAUCGUCGUUCUCUUGUGGUCGUUUCUACGUCGGCACCUCCUCCGGUCGUCUCUGCAUCGCCGCCACCUCUGGUCGUCUCUGCAUCGCCUCCUCCGGUUGUCUCUACGUCACCAUCGCUGCUUUAUGUUCUCACAGUGGCUUUGCAUCAUCAUCGACGCCUUAACUUCUGCGAUUGGAUCCGACUAUGGCGAUGUGCGAUGUGCGAAUCUGACUAUGGUGAUGUGCGAAUCUCACUAUGGCGAUGUGCGACGACUGUGAUCAGGGUUUGCCGAGGACGAAGACAACUAUGCUGCCCCUCUUUGACUCUGUCUCUGCUCGCCUAUCAUCAUCAUCUUCUUUGUUUAUUUUGUACCACAUUUGGAUCUCCCAGAUCUGGCCUCUUCUUCGUGCAGCCAUGCAGUGAUGAAUUGACGGGGUGGGGGUGGUGAGGGUGGGGUAGUGGAAGAGGCUAAGGUUGGGAGAGAACUGAAUCUGAUUGUAGCUGGUGGUGGCUGGGGAGAGAUCUGAAUCUGGUUGUGGCUGGUGGUUACUCGAUGAAGCGGUGGUCAUCAAACGGCUUGGGGGGGGGGGGGUGUCACUGUGAUGAGGUGGGUGGACUGUGGCUGAUCUGAUAGGCAAUGGUGGGGCUGCAACGACAAUCACGGGAUGAGGCAGCGGCAGUCGAUGGGGUGGGGGCAGUCACUGGACGGGGUCACUGAUUGGUGGGCGGAUGGUCGCUUUGGCCAGGAGGCGGCGAAAGUCUCUACGGGGCGGAGUCACUGUGGCGGUGCAGUCAUUGACUAGGCGGAGUCACUGUGGCGGCGCAGUCACUGGCGGGGCGUAGUCACUGUGGCGGCGAAGUCACUGUAGCGGCGUAGUCACUAUGGCGGCGGAGUUACUUUGGCCAGAGUCACUGUGGCUGCGGGGCAUUCACUGUGGCGGCGGGGCAGUCAUUGUGGUCGGUGGGGCAGUCACUGUGGUCAGUGGGGUCACUUUGGCCGGAGUCACUUUACCCGACGUCACUUUACACUGCAACGUUAAUUGUGAUGUUGGUCAAAUUUUUGGAAUUUUAAAAAACAGAUCACUUUUUUUUAUCUUUUAUCCUACUUUUAGUAAUAUAUAUUGGAAUAAAAAGGCCAAAAAAACGACCGUCGUUUCGAAUAAAAAAAAUGACGGCCACGUCAGUCUUCGCCUCCCAUUGGAUAACGGUUGCCAGGUCAGCUUCGGCACCAAGAACAAUCCCCACCCCUGCUCUUCCCUUCUCUAGAUUUCAAUUUUUCUCUCAUCCCAUUUCGCUGCAAAUUCAAUAUUAUCCUACGCGUUUCGAAUUACCAUUUCUAUACCCUUGUUCCUCGAAUACUUUAUAUUGUCAAUUUUGCUCCCGGUAUGAUGGCUCCUAGGGGGAUUCGAUCGGUGAGCUUCGCGGCUAUCUGCCUCGUUCUGAUCGCGGUUCCUUUUCCGUCAUCGGAAGGAUUGAUCUCUGCUCAUAGUGCUAACCGUCCUUAUCCCAAAGUCAUACAUGUAAGCUUUUCAGUUUUCCACUUCCCAUUCUUUAUCUUCUUCUCGUUAUGGUUUUGACAUCUUGCAUCUACAAGGUAUAAGCUUUUGUUAUGUUUCUCCUAAAUGUGAAAUUUUCUUCGGGUUGGUAUACUUGCUUUUGGAAUCUGUAAUGAAGCGCCCGGGCAUAGCUCAACUUGUAAUUGACUUCAACCUGCCAGAUGGUUGGUUGUCCUCAGAAUUUAAGAGAACUUGCAACUUAGGGAUUUGAAGGAAGCAAUUGUGAAGGGGUUAGGAUUCAAGGAGGAGGAUUUCGAGAUAUCUGGUUUUGACUGGAGAGACGUUUUGGUUGGAAGAUCGGUGGCUUAUGAGUUUGAUGUUGAGAUUGAUGAUAAAGUUCUUCCCUUGAAGCUUCUGGAGGAUGUGAAUAGAUGGGAAUAUGUGGAUUUGCCCAUUUUCCGGGUACAGAAUCCGGCAGAGGAAAACGGGCUGGUUGAGAAGAACAAGUUAGAGAAGCAGACGCCUGUGUUAGCUCCUUUCACUCUUGCAGGCCCAAUGGAACUCUGGGUCCAGGAUGCUAAGAACAUGAGGCUUUCGCUGCCUUUACAAGGUAUCUUGAUGACCUGUUACUUGCCUUGCUGAUUGGGUUUUUGGGUUCUGAAAAAUUUAUGCAGCAUGAUGUGGAUGCUGGUACGGUGAAGAAAGUUGUGUUAGCAGAUGGUGCUAUGGUCACCGUUAAGGGUGCCAGAUCUGUUAGUCUCCGCCACCCAGUCAUGCUUCCGCUUCCAUUUAACAGAUCCCAUAACGGCUUUGCUUCCGGUCUGUUAACUCUGGCAGAUCACCUGCGCCGAGUCAUUAGCAUGAAAGGUGGUCCGAUACUAUCUCUUCGCAUUGUGGGGCCAACUUCUCUCACGUCACCUACUCCAUCAUCCUCUUCAUCAAACAGGCUUAAACUUAAGCGUCUUGCACCCGGCCUGGUGGAGCUAUCAUCUGUGCCUAAAAUCAAAGCGAUCUCCGCCACAGUUGAUCUCCAGGGAGAGGCCACAACUGCCCUCCUAACACCCACCCGAUUCACUACCAUGUGGCCAUUGGUCUCCAUCAAUGGCUCCAACCCUCACUUGAUUGGUUUUGAGUCAUUGCUUUCUUCUGUGCUGGGUCCCAAGGCAAAUGCAAAGGGUUCUUUUAAGUUGCUAAAGGCAGACAUAUCGGCUCAGACGUUCGUGAAGAUGGGUUUCGCGUUGGAGAAGAAGUUGAAGGUGGGGGAUGCGUUUGGUUUAGAGAGUUUCCCGAAGUGGAUGACGAGGCCGGAGACAGUGAGGAUGCAUUUUGAAGUGUUGGCUAAGGUGGACGGAGACAAGGUCGUGCCGGAGAGAGUGGUACAGGUUGAGCCUGUAAGUCUUGAUAACACUGUUGCACCAAAUAUGCUUUCAGGCAAUGUGACCAUGUCUACCACCCCCAUUGUCCAUCCACCACAAAUCCCAUUCACAUUAUGAAUAAUGAAUAAAUACCUGGCUCAGUUUAAGCUGAAAUUCCACUACACCCAUUGGGUGUCACACACGCCGUUUACUGUUACGAUUGUAUAGAUAGAUAAAAUCUUGUUUUUUUGCAUGCCCUCAUUCACAAUCUCGCACAAACUUACGGUUUAUCUCCAUCAUAUAUACAACAGACCUUUGUAAUGUGUAUAUUAUUCUAAAUCUGACAGAUAAACUUGUUUUUACUUAAUGAUGACCCAUUUUGUUUAACGCAAAUGGUGGCAAAGUUGUAAAA
This is a messenger RNA of Cuscuta epithymum, 3439 nucleotides long. Lineage: Eukaryota; Viridiplantae; Streptophyta; Magnoliopsida; Solanales; Convolvulaceae. The record is from the annotation of a GenBank genome assembly.